Mollisia scopiformis is the source of this 1486-nucleotide messenger RNA. Its product is annotated as MFS general substrate transporter. Gene Ontology annotation, biological process: transmembrane transport. The record is from RefSeq and is a predicted model, not a curated record. The transcript is spliced from 6 exons. The coding region runs from base 17 to 1486 and encodes 489 amino acids. Lineage: Eukaryota; Fungi; Ascomycota; Leotiomycetes; Helotiales; Mollisiaceae. Gene Ontology annotation, molecular function: transmembrane transporter activity.
UAAAUAUUAAGUUGAAAUGGCAGGCACAUCGAACGAAAAGUGUGAUCUUGACAGUACCACAAGUCCCGAGGCUCCAGUGCUUGCAUCUUCAGAUAGAGAUGAUAGAGGGGCCGUCGCACCACGCCAAAAUAAAGACACAGAGAAGAACGCCAGCGCUGGAGGAACCUAUUUCGUGAAAGAAACCACAUCGGAUGCUGACGAUGGUCUCAAGCUCGCCAAAGACGGAGUCACGAUCCUUAUUCCUCAACCCUCGGACGAUAAUGAAGACCCUCUCAAUUGGACAUGGCUCAGAAAGCACAAAGUCUUGAUAUCUCUCUUGCUUCCGAGUCUUCUGACGGAUUGGGGAAUGACGUGGGGCACAACUCUUUUCCAAGCUCAAGCUGUGACGUGGGGUAUGUCUGUACCUGAUGUAGCAAGAUCUGUCAGUGGAGGUAUCUUCUUACAAGGCCCUGGAGGGGUCUUAGCUGUACCUUUCGUUCAGAGAUAUGGCCGCCUCCCAGUACUGUUCUGGUCCCAAGUCUUGGGCUUCGUUAUGGUCCUUAUCGCGACAUUCAUGCCGAAUUACGCGAGCUUCACGGCUUUCCGUACUCUUCAAGGCUUUGUUGCUACUUCACCUCAAGUCAUCGGGCUCUCGGUUGUCCAUGAUAUUUCUUCUUCCACGUCGCUCACUGUUCUAGAACGAGCCAGGAAGGUCAACAUUUGGGCAUUCACGUUUCUGCUUGGCCCUUUCCUCGGACCCUUCGUCUCGUCUUUCUUGUUGUCACGUAUUUCGUGGCAGUUUGAUAUGGGUGUUCUAGCUAUGUUCUACGGUGUAUCAGCAAUCCUUGUUGUGCUUUUGGGAGAGGAAACACUGUACGAUCGAGACAAAUCAUGGAAGCCCACAGCGGGAGCAUCGAAGAUCUCAAUCCUGGUCGGUAUAGCUGGAGCCAAAGCAAAAGGACAAACCAGCUUAAUGCUUGUAUCGAAACAGCUUCUUGAGUUGUUGAUCAAACCCCAGCUACUUCUCCCCACUCUUUAUAUCAUGCUACUUUUCACAUGGGCAAUCGGUAUCGUAACCACAGUAACCCAGUUCAUCCGGCCUCCUCCGUAUCUUCUCGACAACACGCAAGCAUCUUUGUUUUACCUCGCUCCAAUAGUUGGUGGUCUCACAUUACAGAAGCAGUUACCAGUGAUAGGCCUUGCUGCAGCUUGGUCAUUGAUGGCAUUCGCUCAAGUUGCGAGCACGACAGCCAUCAGUGCUUACGCAUUGGACGUCUUCCCACAUCAUGCUGCUUUGGCUAGCUCCUGGAUCAACUUCUGGAGGACAACUGGUGGAUUCUGCGUCACUUACUUCCAGACUCAAUGGGUAGCUAAAUCGGGAGCUGCGACGACUUUUGGUAUUCAGGCAGCCAUCAUUGCUUUUGGAUUUAUUUUUGUUAUCAUCACACAGGUCAUGGGUGCCAGAUGGAGGUUGAAAUUUCCAGCUCCUUCGAUCGCGGAAAAUUGA